GGGCAAGGGCGGGCGGCGGCGGCGGCGGAGAGCAGGUCAUUGUGUAUAAUGUAGCUACAUCUGAAGGAGUACAAAGUGGCUUUGUCAUGCUGACUAACAGCAUAGGGCAUCAUUUAGUGGUGCGUGAAGCAAUGCUUCCAAGAAACCUGAAGGUAUUUCCCUACGUUUGUGGCAACAGAAUGUUGUCGGGUUUUAGACCUAAAAGCAACAUCAAGGACUCUUACAAAAUCCUUGAGCUUGAGGAAGGAUGUUCCCUUGAUGAUAUCAGAAACUCAUAUCGAAGUCUUGCCAAGAAGUACCAUCCAGACAGUGGUUCUGCCACAGCUGAUGCUGAAGCAUUUAUGAAAGUAGAAGAAGCGUACCGAGUAGUGCUCAGCGACGCAACGACCAAAAAGAAAGCAAACGACAAAAAUGAAGAGGAGGAGGAUCAGUUUAAAAUGCAAGCACCACAGCACAGACACUACUUGAGUUUUGAAGGUGUGGGUUUCGGAACACCCAGCCAAAGAGAAAAGCAGUACAUGCAAUUUCGUGUAGACCGUGCGACUGAGCAAGUGCUGGAGUACCGGAAGCAGAGACUUGAAAGCCAGUUUGUCGCGACUGACCUAAUGAAAGCCAAAGAUGUGAGGCAGAGCAAAAAGGUGAAGAUAACUCAGGCGGUUGAACGGUUGGUGGAGGACCUCAUCCAGGAAUCGAUGGCAAAGGGAGACUUUGACAACCUCAGUGGCAAAGGGAAGCCUCUGCAGAAGUUUUCAGACUGUCCACAUGUUGACCCUAUGACUCACAACUUGAACAGAAUUCUGAUAGACAAUGGGUACCAGCCGGAGUGGAUCCUGUUGCAGAAGGAAAUACGGGAAACUAUUGAGCAGUUAAGGAAGAGCAUAGUGGCAUCUAGAAGCAAGCUUGGAGAGCCAAUGAUACCAUACAGGCAAAAGCAGUGGAAUCGUGUUUGUGAGCAAUUCACAGAAGAUAUCAGGAAAUUAAACAAAAGAAUUGACAACUUCAAUUUAGUUGUUCCUAUUCUGAGCAGACAAAUGGUGCACUUCAAUGCUGACAAAGAAAUUGGCCGAGCACAAAAGACUUACGAAGCACUGAUGGAAAAUGGAGAGGCUUCUAAUUCAGACACAAAGGAAAAUGAGGAGGAAAAUGUUAAAAGGUUUGGGUGGAAGUCUUCUCUAUUGAAGUGGUUAAACUAUACAUCAAAAUAACACUAUCUGUCUUGUCAAGAUUUUGAAUGCACUUUAUUAACAAAACUUGUAACAUUAGUGAAAUUUCAGGUACACUGAAAAUGUAAAAUCCAGCUGUGCACUGUUACACCAAUUAAAAGGAAAUGGGUUGCCUGA
This is a messenger RNA of Pezoporus occidentalis (night parrot), 1340 nucleotides long. It is a transcript of the gene DNAJC28, whose product is annotated as DnaJ heat shock protein family (Hsp40) member C28. The transcript is spliced from 2 exons. NCBI's taxonomy places the organism in Eukaryota, Metazoa, Chordata, Aves, Psittaciformes, Psittacidae. The record is from RefSeq and is a predicted model, not a curated record. The coding region runs from base 87 to 1205 and encodes 372 amino acids.